AAGUAACCGCUUUUAGUACAAAACAAGUAACUUCAUGUCGGUCGGUGCCUGAUUUUCACUUUCAUCAGUUCUCUGUGGUAUGCUGCUCAAGAUGGACGAUGCCGCACGGUCGAUUGCGAAACAAAUUCUUUCCCAAUUCAUGUCAAACGAUUCCAUGUCCUCGUCGGACGAUGCGUCGUUCGGUGAGCUCGAACAUUUGGCGGAACUGCACAAACAGAUCGAACUGAAGAAAGCGUACCGGGAAGCGUACCGUGGACUGAAUUUGGGACUGUUCGCGCUCAAGCAAGGUAUCAGCCGCUCGGGAAGUGAUCCGUUUGCCGAAUGGCUCGUCAAGGAACAGCAUGCCACCGUGCAGAUGGUGGCCGACAAGCAGCGGGAAGCAUCGUACGGUACGCCGGAGCUGAACCGUGAGCACACGCUGUUUGGUGGCACACGGCAGACACUGAUGGAGCAGGCCGAGCUGCAGAAGCUGCAAAGCGUGGUGCGUCUGCAGGAGCAGGUACGUGCCAAACUCGCCAGCACGCGUGUGGUGAAGCAGUGGGAACGGGAAAAAGCUACCUUUCUGGCGGAACAGAAGGAACUGUCCAAGCUGGACAUGGUCGGUGAAGAGAUCAUGCAGAAGCGCAAGGAGAUGCUUGUGCGCAAGCACAGCGAAAUAGCAACGCUGCUGAUCGGUAUCGGCGAAGGUGUGGAAAAGACCGAUGAGCUACGGCUGAAGUUGGCCGAGUUCACGAACCAGCGGCGGGAUGAGCUGCAUGACUUUCAACCCAGCGAUGGCGAUAUGCGAUCGGACGAAGCAAGAAAGGAUGGGCGGUUCGGUGGGGAAAAUGGUCGGGAUGGGCGCACCUGCUCGCCCUACUUUGACACGAUCGACUGGAACCUGGGAAGCGUUAGUAUGGAUCUGCGGUUGGAUCUGCCGUUCAAGAAUCCGAACGAUUUUCCCGAUAUCCUCACACGCCUCAGCUCGAUUAAUACGGGCAAGUAUCAGCUGAAGGACGUUACGCCACCCAUUAGCGGCGCGGGUGAUAAGCGAGGCUCGCGAAAGGUCAAUCCACCGCAGAAAGGGGCCAAAGUGGGAGCUGCUCCGAAUAAAAAACCUAUGGCGGAACAUUCGCCGCGCAAUGAUGCUACGAUGGAAAAGAGGUCGAAGAUGAGUGAUUCGAACGGGAAAGCUGAUCGGGAGAUGUGUAGCAAGGAAAAUGAGUAUGGCAACACUGGCGAUAGCCAUGAAACGCCAAACGGCGAAAACGGGCCCGACACUCCAAAACCUCUGUUGAAGAGAAAUAACUACGAUAAAAUGGCGGCUAAUGGACAUCCUAAAGUACCGCGCAAAAAUCCAGCCCUGGGUUCGCAGCGCGACGCAACAUCACCAGACCCAGGGGCAAAAGCCUCCACCGGCAAGCGAACCACCUCACCGAUACCGAAAGGAGAAGUUCAUAAGGAUGAACAAAAGCUGCCAGAAAACCGUAUCCGCCCGUCGAAAGCCGGAAGUGGAAUGGUCAACAGCAACCGCAGCAUACCGAACAACCAAUCGAAGGGUAGAAAGGAUCCACAGCCUGCAAUCAACGCACAGCACCAGCAACGUGCGCAACAGGAAAGGAAGCGUAAUACCCAGCCGAAACACCCGGAACAACCGAAACGGACUCGUUCCAUGAAGGUGCUUUCGCCGGUGGUAGGUUCUUCGAAUGCAGCCAAGAACGCACACAAAUCGCCCAUGGCUACCGGUGCGGACGACUUUGAACCACCGGUAACCAUGGAGAUGGACGAUAUGCAGGAUGAUGAUUGUACGCCCAGCAACGGCUCACUGGACUUUGGCAUGCAAAGUUCCAGCGGUGAGUUUGAUAUGAAUCUUUCCGGUGAGCUCCAGCCCGAUCCGGAUGCAAUGGAACAGAUGGACGACGAGCUGGACUUCCUCUCCGUAAAGCCGGUGCGCGUUACACGGAGCAAAGGACAGAAGAAGAAACAUAGCAGCGGCGGUAAAGGCAACAACAACAACGGUGGUGGAAGCGACAUGGACUCCUUUGAUUUUGCUUUCGGUGGUACAAAUUCGAACGAGAGUCUGGAGCAGCAGGACGAUUUGUUUUAGAUGGCGUGUUUGGUUCGAUUAUUUCAAAUUUCUUUCUACAAACCUAACGACUAUUUAACACCUAUUCCCAGUUUGGUAUAGGAGAUUGAUUUGAGUUCAAUGUAUAACGCAUUUUCGAAUAAAUGCAUCCUUGUUCUUAGUUUAUAAAUGGAACGGGGGUUUUUCUUUUGUUUUAUUUGCAAACAACGUUUUUAGAAAACGUUCCCGAACGGGUUACACUAUUAAUCCUAGUAAAUGCACGUUUUUAGCAGUUUUGCUUGGAA
Anopheles stephensi (Asian malaria mosquito) is the source of this 2349-nucleotide messenger RNA. RefSeq lists its product as uncharacterized. Bases 80 to 2086 code for a protein of 668 amino acids. The transcript has 3 exons. The record is from RefSeq and is a predicted model, not a curated record. Lineage: Eukaryota; Metazoa; Arthropoda; Insecta; Diptera; Culicidae.